Molecule: messenger RNA, 1531 nt
Organism: Helicoverpa armigera (cotton bollworm)
Lineage: Eukaryota; Metazoa; Arthropoda; Insecta; Lepidoptera; Noctuidae
Gene: PIG-M
Product: GPI mannosyltransferase 1
Exons: 1
Coding region: 142-1422 (426 amino acids)
Biological process (GO): GPI anchor biosynthetic process
Cellular component (GO): glycosylphosphatidylinositol-mannosyltransferase I complex; membrane
Molecular function (GO): alpha-1,4-mannosyltransferase activity; GPI mannosyltransferase activity
Source: RefSeq, a predicted model, not a curated record
GUUCCAAACAAAGUGUUUUAUACGCCCGCUGCGUUUUGCUCAAAGAAGGUUCGGUAAAAAAAGACGACUGCGCUAAGGAGUUUGAAGAAUUCAAGACGUGUUUGUAUUCUGCCGCGAAGAGUUUGAAGACCAGAAUUUAAAAUGCACCGUUGGUUGCAAUUUAUGACCUUACCGCUAAAGUACCACCUCGUAGCGGGUUUCUUCAUAAGGCUAUUUUUGAUUGCUUACGCAGAUUUCCACGAUAAAACUUACGAUGUUGCUUACACUGAUAUUGACUAUUCCGUCUUCUCAGACGCUGCUAGAUACGUUUUUCAUGGAGAAUCGCCGUACAAACGACAGACGUAUAGGUACAGCCCCAUCCUUGCCUAUCUUCUUGUUCCCAACAUGAUCCUGGGCAAACAUUUUGGCAAAAUUCUCUUUUCAACUUUUGAUAUUUUGAUAACCGUCGCUGUGAAGACAUUGGUUGAACAUCAGCUAGGACCAAAGAGCGCUUCUACUAAUAUCCCGAUGUACUGCUCAUUACUGUGGCUUUACAAUCCGCUCAGUAUUGGUAUAUCGACCCGUGGUAACGGAGAUUCGGUGUCUUGUUUCACUAUUAUACUAUCCCUUCUUUUUUUACAAACCGAUGUAGUCAAGGGUUUAAAAAAAUAUGCUCUAUCGGGAUUUUUUCUCGGUUUAUCAACUCAUCUGCGUAUUUACCCUCUCGUGUUUAGUUUUCCAAUGUACCUUAGUUUAGGGAUUUCUAAAAUUCCUCGUAAAACUACCUGGAAACAGGGACUGAUGAUCCUGUGGCCCAAUAUGAACCAGCUAACGUUAGCUUUGAGCUGUGUGGUAACAUUACUCAGCGUAACAUACAGUAUGUGGGCUUUAUACGGUUAUGAUUUUCUCUACGAAACUUACUACUACCACGCGUCCAGAGUGGAUAUACGUCACAAUUUCUCUGUGCUUUUCUACUACUCUUAUUUGAGCACGAACCAGCUUGCCUUCGACAUAGUGAAGCACGUCACAACUUUAUUCAAAGCGGUCAUUUUGUUCAUCUUGAGUAUUAAAUACGGAGCUGAUCCCAGGACGUUGCCUUUUGCACUGUUUUGUCAGACAGUGGUGUUGGUCGCGUUUAACAGCGUUAUGACGUCACAAUACUUCGUCUGGUUUCUCUCUUUGCUUCCAUUGGUGGCUCAUUCGUUCCGUCUCAGUAUAAGAAAAGCUAUACUCCUGACCAUAGUGUGGGUGACCGCGCAAGGCGCUUGGCUGUUUUACGCAUACUUAUUAGAGUUCAAGGGUAGGGAAGUCUUUUUCCUGAUUUGGCUCAAAGGAAUUGUUUUCUUUUGUUCAAAUAUUUUUGUUUUAGUACAACUAGUAAAGAGUUACACAAUUGGGUACGGCUUUGGCUACGGUCAAGCCGCUCAUUUGAAAACUCAGUAGCGAUACUGGUCAGUAUCAUUAGAUAAUAAAUUAUUUGUAAUUGUAGAUAGUUUUUUAGUAUUUUGUCAUGAAAUUGUGCACAUGGUGUAAAAUAAAAAAAUGCAUUGGA